AUGUUGUGCAGCGCCGCGCAGCCGCGGAGGAGCGGAUGGGCGGAGGGGGGCGACGCCCGUCCGGCCGCGCUCCCCGCUCGCUCUCCGCCUCCUCCUCCUCCUCCUCCUCCUCGCCGUCUUCCCGCAGCUGCGGGUAGGCGGGGCGAGGGGAGCGGUGGAGUGCGGGGGCGCGGGGAGGAAGGGACCGGUUAUGGUGGAGCGGAACGCGAGGGCGCGGUGGUGGCGGUGAGGACAGCGGAGGCGGCGGGGAGGAAUGCGGUGGGCGUCUCCAGUGGUCUGGUCACGCACGGCGCGGAGCGGGAUGCUCGCCCUGUGGAGGAAAGAGGAAACAGCGGCGGUGAGCUUGGGAAGAAGAGGGUGUUGGAGCAGGCCGCGCGUUCGCCACCUCCCAAGUGGAGGGCGGUGUUCGCUAAGCGCAAUUUUCCCCCAGGUUGCGGAAGGGAUACGGCGGUUCCACUCGGCCGCGGGCGCGACCACGGCCGCGAUGGUGGUGUUCGUCCGUUGGGUAGGACGACUGCAAUUCCUCUCGCUGGCAGUGAAGAUGGCUUGCUGUUGGAUGCCGCUCCUGCCACUGCUGUUCUGGAUGUGGUGGAGAAGGUGGCGUCUGCAGAUGGUGCUAGUUCAAUGGUGAAUGUAGAACAUGGUGAUGUGGUGGAUGCCGUUUUGAUGAAAUCUUCACACGGUUCGGAUGAGAAUCAGAUGGCCUGCAAAAUUGGUUCAUUGGAGAAUGGUGCAGAAGGGGCAGCGAGUGGAAAAGGAGCAGACAGUGGUGAAUUGCUGGGAAGGAAGGAAGUGUUGGUUCAAGCUGCACAUUUGCUUCCCAUGUGGAGGAUGGUGCCUGCGAGGCGCCGCUUCCCUCCUGGGUGUGGGAGGGACGUGGUGGCUCCACUCACUGGUGGAGAAGAAGGUAAGGCGGUGACUAUGGUUAGCGGUGAUAAUUCGGUUAACCAGUGUGCCCCUAACACUGUCGGAGCUCUGAACGUGGGCGUUUUGGGGGAAACAGUACAGAGGCAGGAAUUGGAAGAGGGUGAGGUGGUUGAUGAGGCAUGCGAAGUUCAAGAGUCACAAGAAGUUGCUGGUUGUGUUGGCUUGGAUGAGUCUGCAGGAGGAAGACAAAAAAGUGUUGUUCAUCUAACUUCUGAUGAGGUGACGCGAAUUAUGCCGUUACAGGAAGGGUGUAAUGAUGCUGCGCUGGCAACUGAAAAUGACUUGUCCAUGGGCCAGAAAUGUGAAAGGAUCUUACUUGAUGCUUCUUCUAAAUGUUCGUUUGAUGGUCCUCAAAAUGAAAUUGUUCAGGGCAAGAUAGUGUUGCAGAGUAAUGGCAUGAAAGGAAACAUUCCUAGUCUUUCAAUGGAAGAUCCUGGCUCCAUUGCUCAAAUUGAACAAGAACUGGAUGAGGAGAUGACUACAAGGGAAUGUCAUGCUGCUCAGGAGUGUCAAGUUGCUACCGGUCUUAUCACACAUGAACCUGCAACUAGUAGACACAAAGGAACUAUUCCGGCAAAUAGUGCUCCUGAACUUUUUAUUAGACAUUCUUCUAAUGUGGAGCGAUGUGGAAACACAUCACAGCAUGAGAGGAGGAUCUAUGCAUCUGUAGCUGCUGAAGAUGUUGUGGUGGUGACGAACAAAUGUAAAGGCACAUCAUCCAAAGCUGCUGGUGAACCUUGGGCUGAAGGUCCUUCCAAAGAACUUGUUGAGUGUAAGAGAGAACGCGAAAAUGAUAGUAUGAGAAGAUCAUUCAUGAAUGUUGCAACAGCAGUAUCUGGUGAUGUUACCAUAAAAGGUAAGACAAUGUUGACAGCUAGAAAAACAGUCAAGCCACCUAUCAGAGAAAUGCAUAAGCCUCCACAGGACACUAUGCAUAGACCCUUCUCCAAGGGCAAAGAGGAAUCUCAUGCAACUGAUAGUGCUUCCUUUGGUCCUAGGAAGAGGUUGAAGGUAAAAUGUACGGCUCAAAGUAAGCAUAUUCCUGUGAAGAUUGCCUCUACUUCAGGAUUGGUUAGCAAGGAGAACCUUAUGCAUGAAAAGGCUUUGAACUUGGAAAAUGAUGAUAUUUUGAGGGCGCUAUCUGUUCAUGAUGAUGGAAAUCUUGAGUUGUAUAUCAAUUUUCCCUCAAUCGUUCAAUGGCACAGGCAAUAUGGAAACCAGAUUGCUGAUGAUCGGGGCAAAAUCAGGAUGCUGUGCAGGAGGUUUCAGUUUAUAUGCAGAUGUCUUGUACAAGCUGUCGAACAGGGUUCAUUGAAGGUUCGAAGGGUAGACCUUGAAGCUGAUAAAAUCAUCAGGAAAUUGCCAGGCUUUACCAAACCUGGGCCUACUGUGGGAAAUGUUCGUGGAGUUGAAGUGGGUGACGAAUUUCUAUACAGAGUUGAGCUAGCCAUGGUUGGUCUCCACCGCCCAUACCAGGGAGGAAUUGAUACCACCGAUCAUAAUGGAGUGCUUGUUGCAAUAAGCAUCGUUGCUUCUGGAGGUUAUCCUGAUGAACUGUCAAGCUCAGGUGAACUAAUAUACACCGGUUCUGGAGGAAAACCUGCUGGUAAGAAGAAAGAUGAGGAUCAAAAGCUAGAGCGGGGGAACCUUGCCUUGAAAAAUUGCAUCAAGACAAAGACACCUGUCCGAGUGAUUCAUGGCUUCAAAGGUCAAAAUAGAGAGGACGACAGUCAUUCAAAGGCUAGACAAAUCUCAACAUUUACCUAUGAUGGGCUGUAUCUCGUGGUGGAUUGCUGGAAAGAAGGUCUGAAGGGUUCAAGGGUCUUCAAAUAUAGACUACAAAGGAUUCCCGGACAACCAAAACUUCCUCUGCACAUAGCUAAAGGGCUGAGGACGUCUGUAUCUCGUCCAGGCCUCUGCAUAGCUGAUAUGUCUCGAGGGAAAGAGAUGGUUCCCAUUUGUGUGAUCAAUGAUGUUGAUAAUGUCUAUCCAGCAACUUUUCAGUACAUCUCUAAAAUCAAGUACCCGUCCUGUCUUACAAAAAGACGUCCUCAGCAUCAUGGUUGUGAUUGCACAGAUGGCUGCAUAGAUUCUGCUAAGUGCUCUUGUGCAGUGAAGAAUGGAGGGAAAAUCCCAUUUAACUUCAAUGGUGCAAUUGUCCAUGAUAAACCCCUCAUAUUUGAGUGUGGUCCAUCCUGCAAGUGUCAUUCUUCAUGCCACAACAGGGUGAGUCAGAAGGGUUUGAAAAUACCACUUGAAGUUUUCAGGACAGCCAGUACAGGUUGGGGUGUAAGAUCCCUAAGGUCCAUCUCUUCUGGCAGCUUUGUAUGUGAGUAUGUUGGUAUCGUGUUGACUGGCAAGGAAGGUGAUAAGAGAACAAACAUUGAAUACUUGUUUGAUAUAAGCCAUAACUAUGACGAUGAGGAUCACUCGAAAGGGAGGCCAUCAACUAUUUCUGGUCAAAACUCUUUUGGUGCUUGCUGUCAGACCAUGGAAGAUGUGGGGUUCACAAUAGAUGCAUCUGAGUAUGGAAAUAUUGGAAGAUUCAUCAACCAUAGUUGUUCGCCUAACCUCUAUGCACAAAAUGUGCUUUGGGAUCAUGAUGACCAAAGGUUGCCCCAUAUCAUGUUCUUUGCUGUGGAGAAUAUUCCACCACUUCAAGAGCUCACUUAUGAUUAUAACUUCAAAAUAGGUGGAGUCCAUGACCAGAAUGGCAGAGUAAAAGUUAAAGAUUGCCAUUGUGGUUCUCCUCAAUGCCGCGGGAGGCUCUAUUAAGGCAUGGUUGACUGAUAGUAGUAUAUUACUAGGUUGUGUUUUUUUCCUCUUUGAAACAAAACCGUCUGUAAAUUUAGUUUUUUCUUAUUGCCAUUUAAUAACUUUGUAGAUAACAUACAGAUAAAAUGUGUUGCUGGUAAAAAGCAGCGAGGGCUGCUUGUGGUCUGUAUACCUGUCUUCCUACUACAAGAAAAAAUAGUGUGCUUUCUAGAGCAUGUUAGGUAUAUUUGCUCGUCUUCAUUAGAUGAUAUCUCGUGAUAUAUUCUUGCA
This is a messenger RNA of Oryza brachyantha (malo sina), 3972 nucleotides long. RefSeq lists its product as uncharacterized. The transcript has 3 exons. Bases 1 to 3702 code for a protein of 1233 amino acids. Gene Ontology annotation, cellular component: nucleus. Gene Ontology annotation, molecular function: histone methyltransferase activity; protein binding; zinc ion binding. The record is from RefSeq and is a predicted model, not a curated record. Lineage: Eukaryota; Viridiplantae; Streptophyta; Magnoliopsida; Poales; Poaceae.